Molecule: messenger RNA, 2099 nt
Organism: Gallus gallus (chicken)
Lineage: Eukaryota; Metazoa; Chordata; Aves; Galliformes; Phasianidae
Gene: CDX2
Product: caudal type homeobox 2
Exons: 4
Coding region: 161-994 (277 amino acids)
Biological process (GO): regulation of transcription by RNA polymerase II; anterior/posterior axis specification; cell differentiation
Cellular component (GO): nucleus
Molecular function (GO): DNA-binding transcription factor activity, RNA polymerase II-specific; RNA polymerase II transcription regulatory region sequence-specific DNA binding
Source: RefSeq, a predicted model, not a curated record
GCCUUUGGUGUGUCUGGGCCAUUACUAAUAGAGCCUUGUAAACAAUCGUUAAUCAUGUAAGCGCUGCCGGCCAUCGCCUUCGGACCGGGAGCGCUCGGCGGCAGCGGCGCUCCGACGGCCCCAGCAGCAUGCCGAGAGCGGCCGCCGGGGCCCCGCCAGCAUGUACGUGAGCUACCUCCUGGACAAGGACGGGCCCAUGUACCCCGGCCCCGUUCGCCACUCGGGGGGGCUCAACCUGGCGGCGCAGAACUUCGUGGGCGCCGCGCAAUACGCGGACUACGGCGGCUACCAUGUGAACCUCGACGGCGCGCAGUCCCCCGGGCCGGCCUGGCCCGCGCCCUACGCCGCUCCUCUCCGCGACGACUGGGGGGCCUACGGGCAGGGAGCCCCUCCGCCCGCCGCCGCCGCCGCCGUGCACGGCCUCAACGGCGGCUCCCCCGCCGCAGCGAUGGCCUACAGCCCCGCCGACUUCCACCACCACCACCACCACCACCCGCACGCCCACCACCACGCCGGCCCCGCGCCGCACUGCUCCGCCGGGGGGAUGCAGCCUCUCGGCGCCGCCCCCGCCGCCGCCGCCGCCUCCGCCGCCCCCGAGCCGCUGUCCCCCGGCGGGCAGCGCCGCGGCCUCUGCGAGUGGGUGAGGAAACCGGCGCAGGCCCCGCUCGGUAGCCAAGUCAAAACCAGGACGAAGGACAAAUACCGCGUGGUGUACACGGACCACCAGCGGUUGGAGCUGGAGAAGGAGUUCCACUACAGCCGCUAUAUCACCAUCCGGAGGAAAGCUGAGCUGGCCUCCAGCCUGGGGCUGUCGGAGAGGCAGGUGAAAAUCUGGUUCCAGAACCGUCGGGCGAAGGAGAGGAAGAUCAACAAGAAGAAGCUGCAGCAGGCGCAGCCCGGCGCCGCGGAGCCGCUCAGCCCCACCGCCCCUCCGCUUCCCGGCCCCGCGGCCGCACCGCCACCCGCCGGGCUGGGCCCCGCCGCCCCGCAGUGACAGCGGCCCCGGCCGAGCGCAGGGACUGCACGGACCGCGGAGGGACGGCCGGGCCGGGCCGGGGCCGGAGGGGCCCCGCGGCCACAGCGGGAGCGGCCCCAAUGCACUGCAGCGCCGUGUGUACAGAUGUACAGUGAGCGCGUCUCGUCCGGGGAACCGCGGCUUCGGUGUUAUUAAUGUUAUUAUGGUUUUCUUUCGUCGGUAUUUUUCCUUUUAUUUUUUAUUUUUAUUUUUUUUACCCUGGCCUUUGUUAGGUGUAAGGGGAGCGUGGCACUCCCCAGUGAAUCUCAGGGAUCGGCGCGAAGGUCUGAGCGAUGCUGUUGGGCUGACGAUGAAUUUUAUUGGGAAAGAAAGAAAGAAAAAAUUAAAGCACAUUGGUUUUUUUUUUUUUUUUUAAUUUUAUAUUUUCCUUUUCGUUUUCGGUCGUCACUGAGAAUAUGCAAAGCGUUCGUUAAGGGUCAGAGCAGAGCAGGUGAGGUGGUUUUAGGUGUGCGGCGGUGAAUGGCUCCGUGUCAGCCACUCCUAAGAUCUGUACGCCCGGUGCUGAGGGCCACCGUACAGAGAUGGGCAGAGUGAAGCCUCUGAAAAUUGCACCCAGCCACGCUGGGAUGAGGAUCCCGUGUGUGCAGAGAGCUGCCAGGAGCCCACAUGUGUCCCAGCACUGAUUCGUUGUCACUCCCCGUGCUACCUGCCUUGCUUGGAGUUGGUGCCAGUGGUCAGUUUUCAAAGCCUCAUCGGAUGUCCCAGCUCUGCUUUCACUACCCGGAGCAGAAAACAUCAGGGGAGCUCUGCGCCCAUCCCCGGACGCAUUGCGGGGUGAUACAUGCAGGUUCCUUGCUGGGUGCAGGACUCAGGCCGUGCUCAUCGCUCGCAGGCUUGGUAUGCACCGUGCCCCACUGGUGGCAUCUGAAGGAUUCCAAUCCGCACCCGGCGAUGCUGAUCCACGGGGCUUUGAAGGCACCAAAGGGAUCCGAGGGGCUGUCCCUUGGAGGAUGCCCUCUGGCGCCCGGGGCCGCCUUGCAACAUCGAUCCCAGCCCGGCUGCUGCCCGAGCUGCGGUGCGUUGCUGCGAUACGCCUGUCAAUAAAGGCUGUUUGGAUUGUGGA